GAAAACCCAAAUGCUACUCUCUCCUUGCCAUAAUCCUUCUAACCAUGCUCAUCCUGGUCUUCUUUAGCUCUGGGCUUCUGAGCCCCAGAAGCCAGACACCAGGAAGCCCAGAAGUGGGGGCCCGUGUUAAAGAACUGGACCAUCUGCAAGUUGUGACCUUGUCAAGAAUGGUCUACCCCCAGCCCAAGGUGCUAACACCCUGUAGGAAAGAUGUCCUGGUCGUGACCCCUUGGCUGGCUCCCAUCAUCUGGGAGGGGACCUUCAACAUUGGCAUCCUCAAUGAGCAGUUCCGGCUCCAGAAUGCCACCAUCGGAUUAACUGUGUUUGCCAUCAAAAAGUACGUGGUCUUCCUGAAGCUGUUCCUGGAGACGGCGGAAAAGCACUUCAUGGUGGGGCACCGGGUCACCUACUACGUGUUCACCGACCGGCCAGCGGAUGUGCCGCGUGUGGCCCUCGGGGCAGGGCGGCGCCUGGUGGUGCUCACUGUGGGCACCUACGCACGCUGGCAGGACGUGUCCAUGCGCCGCAUGCAGGCCAUCAGCGACUUCUCUGAGCGGCGCUUCCGCCAUGAGGUGGACUACCUGGUGUGCGCGGAUGUGGACAUGCAGUUCGAUGACCACGUCGGCGUGGAGAUCCUGUCUCCACUCUUCGGCACCCUGCACCCUGGCUUCUACGGGAGCAGCCGCGAGGCCUUCACCUAUGAGCGCAGGCCGCGGUCCCAGGCCUACAUCUCCCGGGACGAGGGGGACUUCUACUACAUGGGGGCCUUCUUUGGGGGGUCAGUGCAGGAGGUGACCCGGCUCAGCAAGGCCUGCCACCAGGCCAUGAUGGUGGACCAGGCCAAUGGCAUCGAGGCUGUGUGGCAUGAUGAAAGCCACCUGAAUAAAUACCUGCUGUACCACAAACCCACCAAGGUCCUGUCCCCAGAGUAUAUGUGGGACAAGCAGCUGCUGGGCUGGCCUGCUGUCAUGAAGAAGCUGAGGUACGUGGCGGUGCCCAAGAACCACCAGGAGAUCCGGAACCGGUGA
Molecule: messenger RNA, 1028 nt
Organism: Carlito syrichta (Philippine tarsier)
Lineage: Eukaryota; Metazoa; Chordata; Mammalia; Primates; Tarsiidae
Gene: ABO
Product: ABO, alpha 1-3-N-acetylgalactosaminyltransferase and alpha 1-3-galactosyltransferase
Exons: 6
Biological process (GO): carbohydrate metabolic process
Cellular component (GO): membrane; vesicle; Golgi apparatus
Molecular function (GO): glycoprotein-fucosylgalactoside alpha-N-acetylgalactosaminyltransferase activity
Source: RefSeq, a predicted model, not a curated record